AUGGUGCAUCCAAGAUUAGUGAAGAGGGCAAGACGCAAGAGAAGGCGCACUCAUAAAUUAUCCUACUCCACCUCUUCCACAAAACAGCUUCCAAGUACCAACCCCGCCGCUGCCAUUAAUUUGCUUCCAAGAGACUUGUUAGUAGAGGUGAUUGCAAAAGUGGCUUCAGGCUCCUUCAUUGACCUUCACACCAUCAAAACAUGUUGCAAAGAUUUUCUAGACGCUACAAAUGAUAGUUAUGUUUGGCAAAGAGUUUCUUUGGACAAGUUUCCUUUAAUCCACUGGUCUAAUGACAAAGCUUCAUGGUUCUUGAGUCGUUGUAGGGAUUUUGGGAACAUCGAAAGCUUGUUUAGAGAAGGUCUGCGAGAGUAUUUUAAUUAUCCACAUGAAAAGAUGAAUAGUCUUGAAAUCUUGAAGAUGGAGGCUCAAAAGGGUCACAAAGAAGCCAAAUUUGUUUACGGUAUGAUUUUACUAUGCUCCAAAAAUGAUGAGUUGAGAAAACAAGGACUCGAGAACAUGCGUUUUCUGAGAAAGUCCAAGUGUAAGCUGCAGGAAUAA
Molecule: messenger RNA, 558 nt
Organism: Lotus japonicus
Lineage: Eukaryota; Viridiplantae; Streptophyta; Magnoliopsida; Fabales; Fabaceae
Product: putative F-box protein At1g67623
Exons: 1
Coding region: 1-558 (185 amino acids)
Molecular function (GO): protein binding
Source: RefSeq, a predicted model, not a curated record